AUGGAUCUAGGUUUUGCGGAGCGUCUCAGCAAUGUGGUUGCCUUAACUUCUGCUUUGGCGCACGCUGGUCAAGAUGAUGCCGAGGCCAGGACGCAGGCUCGUGCCUUCGAGGACGAAAUCUACAAGAGCUCUAACAGCAACCACGAGUACCAGUCCAUGCUCGACAAGCUUGUCGCUCAUCUCGAACCAAAGGUGUUCAACGAGCCGGACCCUGAGACGGUGAGUGCAGACCCCGACGAGGUCCUCAACCCUGAAGGAUGUCAGACAUCCACCAUCUUCAAGGCCAAAGAUAAGAGCUGGAUCGCACCUUCUCCGAUCGUCGCACUGAAGGUCACUCAUCCAGCCACACUAUCACCCCCACACAACGUCAAGCGGGAAGCGCGACUGCUGGCAGAAUGCCAUCAUCAGCGAGUUGUUCCCCUUCUCGAGACGUUCGCCGAAUCUGGCGGCCGCUUCGUGCUCGUCUUUCCAUUCCUCAGACAAGACCUGGAGAAUCUGCUGAGGACCGGUAGUCUCACCAAAAGACAGAAGAGCAUGGUUUUUGAAGGUCUCUUCGAAGCCUUGGCCCACAUUCACAGCUUGGGCAUCAUUCAUCGCGACAUCAAGCCUUCUAACAUCCUUCUGGAAGGCAUGGACGGCCCAAUGUAUCUAAUUGACUUCGGGAUUGCAUGGUCACCUCGCGAUCCUGAUUCAGAGGCAGCCGAUAGCAAGAUCACAGAUGUAGGAACUACAUGCUAUCGGCCUCCAGAGCUACUGUUCGGUCACAGAGCCUAUGACACGUCCCUCGAUAUGUGGGCGGCUGGCUGCGUCGUGGGCGAAAUGUUCAAGAACGACGGUUUGCCCAUCUUCGACGGAGGACCGCUGGGUAGUGAGCUUGGACUCAUUAAAUCCAUGUUCACCACGUUGGGAACACCUACAGAUGAGACCUGGCCAACCGCUACGACGUACCCGGACUGGGACAAAGUAACAUUCAAGCAUUUCGAUGGAAAGCCAUGGGACAGCAUACUGCCCGGAGCAUCGCCUGCAACUAUCGACUUUGUCUCAAGGACGGUGUGCUUCGACAUCACACAAAGAUUGACUGCGGAAGACGCACUCCAGCAUCCGUUGCGCCAACAGCUUCAGGCGGUGUGA
Molecule: messenger RNA, 1131 nt
Organism: Cyphellophora attinorum
Lineage: Eukaryota; Fungi; Ascomycota; Eurotiomycetes; Chaetothyriales; Cyphellophoraceae
Product: Cyclin-dependent kinase 20
Exons: 3
Coding region: 1-1131 (376 amino acids)
Biological process (GO): protein phosphorylation
Cellular component (GO): nucleus; cytoplasm
Molecular function (GO): ATP binding; cyclin-dependent protein serine/threonine kinase activity
Source: RefSeq, a predicted model, not a curated record